AUGAUGCCGAAACGAGACAAAGUUGAACUCGCUUAUUUAUACUUCGUUCCAAAGCCACAUAAGGAAGGAACUCCACUGCGACCGAUUGUAUCAUCAAUGAAUAUGCCAACAACUGGCAUUUCUAAAUUUCUUGAUCGAUUACUUCGACCGUUAUUUGAUAAACAUGUUCGUUCAAUUACAAUUAUCGACGGUGUUGAUCUCAUUCGUCGUCUCGAAACAUAUGCGGCAAACGGCUAUCUGAAACCAACAACUCAUCUGUGCACAUUCGAUAUCACAGAUUUAUACACAACGUUACCACAAAAAGAAUCUCUGAAUAUUCUAACCGAAUUUCUCCUGGAACAUGGAUACCGAAAAGUGAAUGGCGUACCAAUUGAUGCCAUUCGGAAAUUAGCUCGUCUUGUCAUCACAGAAAAUGUGUUCACCUAUGAGAAGAAAUUCUAUCGACAAGUCGUCGGGGGUCCGAUGGGAUCUGCAUUCACUUUAACGUUGGCGAAUAUAUUCAUGUGGAAAUGGGAAAAGGAAUUUGUCCAACGACAAGCAUCUUCAAACGAAAUCUAUGGCCGAUAUAUCGAUGAUGUCUUUUUCACUUCAAAUGAGCCAUUAGACAAAGUUAAUGAAAUGCUAGAUACGGCUAACAAUUGGCACUCGAACAUUAAACUGGUGCGCAACAUUGGAUGUGAUGUGUCAUUUUUGGAUGUUCAUAUCGAAAACAAGAAUGGCACCUUGACAACAUCAGUUCAUCAUAAGGAAGCAGCUGAACCAUAUGUGGUACCGUUUACAUCUGAUCAUCCGAAACAUGUAUUCGGAAAUAUCAUUCAUACUGCUCUUUUACGGGCAGUUCGAUACUCCUCAACAUUAUCAGUAUUUGAACACGAGCAACGGUUCAUCAAAUUGAUGUUAUUGUAUAACGGCUAUCCGCCUCGAUUUAUUCAUGCACAAUUCAAAAAGUUCGUCCAUCAGAACGAAGCUGAUCAAAGCAUAGUUGACACGUAUCGCAGUGAACAAGAUUUCGUCAAGAAACGUCGUGAAUUAUUGAAUAGACCUACUAUUCAGGAAAUUGCCAUACAAUCAAGUAUUUCCAAAGCAUCAUGUGGCUCCAAUGAAGAAUCCAUGAGUGAAUCCAUGGUUCAAUUCCAUAAAACAGGCCCAUCGAAAUGGAAUUCAAAUGUGAUUAUCCAUUACUCAUAUGAAAGUCGACUGUCUAAUUACAAAAUGGAUGUUCAUCAACUAUGGAAUGAACACUUUCGUCAAACUCCAGUGAUCAAUACACGCCUGAUCAUAGGAGCCAAAAACAAUCCCAAUUUGAUCAAACGACUUCUACGACGCCGAGCAAAUAAUCAACAACGAGCACAGAACGAGAAAAGCUGA
This is a messenger RNA of Adineta ricciae, 1368 nucleotides long. The record is from the annotation of a GenBank genome assembly. NCBI's taxonomy places the organism in Eukaryota, Metazoa, Rotifera, Eurotatoria, Adinetida, Adinetidae.